ACCGUAACAUACUGAUAUUUCUGUUUAUUGUCCCUUGGUUAAAAUAAAAAGGUGAAACCGGUAGUGUAUUCAAUCUUUGCAAGCCACACACAUAUCUAAGCUAUUUAUAUCGGAUAACUUUACAUAAAAAAACAUAUGUCCCACAUUUAUGUCGAUUAUGUGAGUAACAGUAGUCCUAAUGUAUGUAAAUUAUACUCGGCCAUUGCGUCGCGGUCACGCCUCUUUCUACAGCAAGUCGGAUACGGCGGUUUCCAUGGGAUACCAGAGGAACAAACUUUUCACGUAGGCCUAAUAAGUGUAAUUUAGUGGCCUAACAUGGGAGAGACAGACUUGAGCAAAUAUGAUAUAUUUUGCUUGCAGGCCGAACUGGAACAGGAGAGAGAAAUUAAGGAAAUGCUGGAGGAGUCCAUAUCCGAUUUGAGGAGCACUUUAUCUGGACUGCAAGAGAGACUUCACAGCGUCGAUGGGGAAGGUAACGAGUGGAAAACUCGGUAUGAGACCCAGGUGGACCUGAAUGGACAGCUGAAGAGACAGACCACUCUCCUUCACGAGAGACUGGAGGAUUUACAAGGAAACCCAGUAGAUCGAUUGGCCUCAAUACGAUCGUAUGAUGACAUGCCAAUGGAUGCACUGAGGCAGAGACUGACGCUACUGACCAAUGAGAAGGCCGGCCUGCAGGGUCAGCUGACAGACUGCCGUCAGAGGAUCGAACAGGAAGGGAAGGCAUUUCAUAAGACCAACGACGAGAGGCGUGCGUAUCUGUCAGAAAUCGCUAAGCUGUCUUCCACCCUGGAUGCCAAUAGGAGGCAGUACCUAUGCCAGCCACGAGGGGCACCAGAGAGUCAACAAAGGGGAAAACCAAGCAAGCUGCCUGUGUCUGAUUCUACAAAAGGAGGAAGAGGAGCAGGAGGAGGAGCAGGAAGAGGAGCAGGAGGAGGAGCAGGAAGAGGAGCAGGAAGAGGAGCAGUGAGGAAGGAAGUUGUAGGGAGUAGAUUACCAAAACUAAAGCACUAGUCUGGUUAUUAAGGGCCGAAGUAAGGUCUUAUUUGUGGAACAUGAACAAUAAAAUUGACUUUUAUUUUGAAAUGAUCUGUGGAAUGUAUGAGAAUAAAAAAAAAAAAAAAAACAACAAAUGUACCAGUAUGCGCUUGGUUGUUUACUGUGAGGCUGUUAGGUAAAAAUAAACUUAG
This is a messenger RNA of Hypomesus transpacificus, 1190 nucleotides long. RefSeq names its product coiled-coil domain containing 169 (gene ccdc169). The coding region runs from base 316 to 1014 and encodes 232 amino acids. The record is from RefSeq and is a predicted model, not a curated record. Lineage: Eukaryota; Metazoa; Chordata; Actinopteri; Osmeriformes; Osmeridae. The transcript is spliced from 8 exons.